AUUGCCAAAAAUAGGUUAAAAAAAGAGAUUUAAAUGAAUUUUGGGACAAGUUUUCAAAAGAAAGACUUUUAGGACAAUUUGGGUGUGAAUAGACAAAAAUGCCCUUCAUUAAAUUUCUAUCGCUCUCUAUUGAUUGUUUCGCCUACCCACGUUCGCUUUCCCUUCUCUUUCGCAUAGAACACCUGAAGUAAAAAAAAAAAAAACAUCUCCUUUCUUUGGCUUUUCAAAUUUCCCGCUCUGCUCUUCGAAGAUACUCCGACUGUUCGUCUGUCGUCGGUCCUCCAGUGCAUUUCGUCGCUUCUCCUUUUCGAACCUAAGAAUCAACUUUGAGCGUGUUCUCUUAUUUCAGUGAGUUUUAUCUGUAACCCAUUUUCAAUAUAUUUGCUUUUUCUUGGCUUGAAUCAUGACAUCGACUUCAACAUCGACCGACGGACCCUUCUACAAGAUUAAUCCUUCCCAUCAUUUUUAUUCCCUAGUAAGCUGUUUGUCUCAUUUGGAAAAGACAACACAUAAUAUUAAGGCCAAACUCAAACCCGAUCAAUUAGCCUUAUUUAGGAAAACAAAGUUUGGGCACUUUUUGGACCUAAAUAUUGUCUUCAAUGGGCCACUCAUCCACUACUUACUGUUAAGGGAGGUGGAAGAUGAAGGAAAGGAUUCUAUAAGUUUCCUACUAGGGGGCGUUGUUUGUACUUUCGGUAGGAGAGAGUUUAACAUCGUAACUGGACUAUGGGGUCCUAAAGAGGACUAUAUUCAGUUGGGUGGGAACAGUCGACUGUUGGAGAAGUUUUUCAAAGACAAGGACUGUGUUUACGUUAGCGACUUAGAAGAUAUAUUUUUGGAAUACGAGGGUGAUGACGAUGAUAUCGUCAAAUUAGCUUUAGUCUACUUUAUAGAGAUAUCUUUGUUGGGAAAAGAUAGGCGAACCAAAGUGGACAUUGGUUUUUUGAAGAUUGCUGAUGAUUGGAAUUCAUUUAAUAAUUAUGAUUGGGGUCGGAUUGUUUUUGUACGCACGCUAAGUGCAUUGAAAAGAGCCUUGGACAAGCAAUAUGCCAAGGGAAAGAAGAAAUCAACACAGACAAAAAAAUAUACUAUCAAUGGAUUUCCGCAUGCAUUACAGGUUUGGGCAUAUGAGUCUAUACCAACCAUCAUUGGAUGUGGUGUAGAUAAAGUAAACGAUCAUGCCAUACCACGAAUGCUGAGGUGGGUGUGCCAACAAUCACCAAAGUCCCAAACUAUAAGCCAGGUGUUUGACUCGCCAAUGUUUAUAAUUAAGGCGGUCAUUGAGAUGACACCUGAAGAGGAGCAAUUGAAAAUUGCUUCAGGUGAACUUUUUGAAAACUUCCGCUCAUCUACCAUUAUUCAGUCGAAGAAUGGUGGUUCAAAAAGAGUACGAGAAGUUGUUAACGAUGAAGAUGAGUUGAAAAAGAGUAAGAAACAGAAGUCCAAGAUUAAGAUGAAAAAGGCUAUUCGAAAUCUCCAAGAUCGAGUAGCGGUUGUUGAAGGCCAACUUAAUACUAUAAAAUCCGAUAUUGACGAAUUGAAGGGCCUGAUGUCAACCAUAUUGAAGCACAUUGGACUUCAAAGAAAGGGUGACGAAGGGGACCACAAGGUGUCCGAAGGCUUGGAGGAUGAACACAUUGAAGUUAAAAAGAAGGGUGACGAAGAUGUGUUGGAGAAGAAGGUUGAUAUUGGUUUAGAGGAGCCAAUAGAUGUCGUUGACGAUGAGGACGUCAUAGAGAUAGAACCAUUUCUCACUCAACGACCACACGUUCGGCCCGCCCGUAGGAAGCGUGCAAGUGUUUACCUAUCAACCCCAUUCACAACUCUACCUAAACGGUCUCUGACAUCAACCACCAGCACCUCUGAGUCUGAAGCAAUUGUUUAUGAUCCUAUGCACAAAAUACUUGACGUCCAUUUAGAUAGACUUCGAGCGUGGAUUACAGACAAGCGUACAGACGAUGAGCUGCGUGAAACCUUUCAUGGGAAAAAAUCGAAGGCUUUUUUCAGAGACUUGUUUAUGUGUCGCCGGUGGUUGUCGGAUGAGCAUUUGGAUGCACUUUUUCUUUUCAUUCGCUUGAAGAUUAAGGCAGCCGGGAUACCUUCUUCUCAGAACUUCACAACUGCGGACACAAUCUUUAUGCGCAUUUUAGUUUCGAAGUGGCCCCUAUACAAAGAAUGUAUUAAAGAGAAUCGCCCGUUUGACUGGGACGAAGAGUAUAGGUUGGUUGACUAUGUUGUCGGGUCAAAAGUGGACUUCCAAGAUCCUUGGGCAAGUGUUGAUUACGUUUACUCUCCAUUCAAUGUCCAUGGCAACCAUUGGGUUCUAUUAUGCUUGGAUUUGGUAAGUUGUCAAGUGAAGGUAUGGGAUUCGCUUCCGUCACUUACAACUGCCGAAGAGAUGACAAACAUAUUACUGCCCAUUCGACAGUUGGUGCCAAAGUUGUUAGAUAGUACUGGCUUCUUUGAUAGGAGAGGUAGAUCAUCGACAUACAAGGAACCUUGGCCAGUUGUCAUUGUUGACCCAAUUCCACUUCAACGAAAUAAUUGUGAUUGUGGCGUAUUCGCAAUUAAGUAUUUUGAGUACAUAGCUGCUGGUGUUGGUUUAGAUACAUUAUGUCAAGAAAACAUGUCAUACUUUAGAAAACAAUUAGCAUUUCAAGUAUGGACCAACCAACACUCCUAUGUAUUGAAAUAUUAACAUAAAUCACAAGUAUCAAUUGGCUGUUC
Messenger RNA from Cucumis melo (muskmelon), 2727 nucleotides. RefSeq lists its product as uncharacterized. The transcript is spliced from 7 exons. Gene Ontology annotation, biological process: proteolysis. Gene Ontology annotation, molecular function: cysteine-type peptidase activity. Lineage: Eukaryota; Viridiplantae; Streptophyta; Magnoliopsida; Cucurbitales; Cucurbitaceae. Bases 404 to 2698 code for a protein of 764 amino acids. The record is from RefSeq and is a predicted model, not a curated record.